UCUAAGGAGCACGAUCAGUACCAAAAUCAUAUUAGGAGCGUUGGACGCCUGUCCGCACCAAAGUGGUGUUUACACUUUCGGAAUAAAUGCGGCUUUGACAGGUUAUAAAUCUACCAAGCAGCAGUUAUUUGCCCAGCAAUCGCACUGCAUCUCCCCGAAAGUCUGACCGAUAUAAAGUGCACCAGAACAAUUUUCAAGCAUGGGAACGAAUUUCGGGAGAAGCUAGAUUAAUUUUUAUUGCAGAUAAUGCACAAUACUACACCAUCGGAAACAAGAGUUAAUGCGCGUCCCACAGAAUCCAACGGACAUCGAUAACACUGAGGAACCAGGAGGUCAGAGGACCAUGGAGAGGUGGAGGUUUGCCACAGAAGAGGCCGGAAGACCUGGGUGUGAGACCGGGCCCGACUCGGACGCCAGGCCUGUCGAGCAGGCCGGUGUGACAGAGACGGAUCGGCCCAUCAAAGUGAAAAGGGAAGAGCUCACUAGUGCUCCCUGCAAGGUGCCCCGGUUUCGGUAUGUGGAUUUCCCCUCCCUGCACCAGUGCAUCCGGCAGCUUGCCGUCCCCCCCCUGGACAGCUGGCUGGCACGGUGCCCCCCGCCACGGAGGCCCACCGGCGCCGCCCCUGUGGCCGCCAAGGAUGGUGUACCCAACUUCAAGUAUGUGGACUACCCCUCACUUCACCACUGCAUCCAGCAGCUCUCUGUGCCACCCCUGAAGACUUGGAGCUCUGAGCUGGCCCAGCCCCAGGGACACGAUGGCCGUACCAGAGCAGGUUCUGGUGCGGUGAAGCGAGACUGGGAUGGGCAGGCCAAAUCCAACACACGGACCAGCUGCCCCGUCCGAGAACCGGGGGUCUCUGAAGUUUCACCUCCCCACCAGCGUCAGGUUGACCCACCCAAAGCCCGGCCACUGUCGGGCUCAGAUAGGCGGUGCACCCAGAAGGAGGGGGCGGAGCUUCCCGCUGGAUCUUUAGAUCUCAAACCGAGACCUCCUUGCUUGGGUUCUAGCAGAACCGUGGCUGAAGAGAACCAGGAAUCGGGGGCUGACAGCCGCUGUUUAGGUCCAGGGUCCAGCAGAAUGCAGGGUGCGGCACAGUCAGAGAGGGGCCCCCACCCAGAUGAGCUGGCGUGGGCGACGGUCCCCGAGUGCGUCUGUCCAUUUUGCCAGAAGAUGUUCGCUGAUCCAGAGGAGCUGAAGGUCCAUCAGAGGCAACACCGAGACAAGAAACUGCACUGAUGGCCCAGACACCAGAGAUACCCCCCCCCCACCCCGCUUCCCCCCAGCCUCACCUGUCGAGGCCUGUGAUUGGCCCACGGUUUGCUUGUGCCAGCGAGGAGUCGUCCCUGAGGCGGGCGAUUGGCCGGCGAACUGCAGGAGUCACGCUGUGGAUGGGAGUGGGUGGGGGGGCAUGCUGUAUUACAUCGAUAGAUACGGCAGACGAACUGCAUUAAUCACAGAGGGGGAAAUCCUAUGACUUCACAUCGAACAGAGUUGCAGUGAGGAUGCAGAAAUGGAGCAAGCAGCCUUUGACUUGGGAGCAGGAGAUGAAGAGACUGGGGAGCAUAUUAAUGCCUGGAGAUGGUCCUGGUCUCACAGCGUGGUCCUCAGUGCACCUUCCUGGCGAGACACAACCCAACGAGAUGGACGGAGCCUCACUGGCAUACAGUGGUCACGCACAACCCAGCGAGAUGGACGGAGCCUCACUGGCAUACAGUGGUCACGCACAACCCAGCGAGAUGGACGGAGCCUCACUGGCAUGCCUCUGCUGCAGACCGGCCUUUUCGUCUCUGGCAUCUCCUGCCCAUUUUGGUAGAGUCCAGGUCAUCAGUAGAUGUGGGAAAUUUCCUCCAUCUCUGAGCACAAUAUCUAGCUUUAGGUGCCUCUAUAACCCCAACUUCUGUUACACUAGAAAGACACUUAAUUUAGGGAAAAUUUAUAUAUAUAAUAGGCUAUAGGUUUUGCUAUCUAAUCUUUUUAUGCUUUAUAUAUUUUUUAUAACGGUAACUCAGUGAUUUUUUGCUGUUAGGUCUAGACUAACUUUAAAAUCCUUGUAGAUUUUUUUUUUUUGUUUUGUUUUGUGUUUAAAGCGUUUUCUGUAAGUGUGCAUUAAAGGACUGCUUUCACGUGCCACAGCUCCACACGCGUGACCUUGGAAAGGUGUCCUGGAAGCCGCAGAGGGUAACCUCAGCAUCAGUCAGAGGAUUCCUGUGGACUUCACACAGCAACACACAGGGACGUGACAAAACGUGGAGUUUUCAGUCUGUAAAAACAUUAACGUUAAAGGAAAUGUAAGGAAAGUUAAGAUAUUACAAGUCAUAUAAGCAGAAUAAAAUAUAGACCUUAGCAGAUGCAAGAGACUCUUACACUCUGGUUUCCGUGGCCUUAUGUCUGUCAAUUAAAUUGAUGUAAUUCGCUAUAUUACCGCGGUAGAAACGUUGCCUCGUUCGCUUUGCAAAGUGAAUAAAGUGACAAGGAAGCAUCCGUCCAUCUUCCAAUAACUUAUCCUGGUCGGGGUAGAGGGGGCCCUGGGGUUUAUCCUGGACGGAAUCCCAGAAUGGGAUUCGAACCAACAACCCUGGAAGUUUGAGGACACCAUACUGCCCCACAAUAAAAUGUUUCACAAAAAUA
This is a messenger RNA of Paramormyrops kingsleyae, 2629 nucleotides long. RefSeq lists its product as uncharacterized. The record is from RefSeq and is a predicted model, not a curated record. NCBI's taxonomy places the organism in Eukaryota, Metazoa, Chordata, Actinopteri, Osteoglossiformes, Mormyridae.